Molecule: messenger RNA, 768 nt
Organism: Acanthosepion pharaonis
Lineage: Eukaryota; Metazoa; Mollusca; Cephalopoda; Sepiida; Sepiidae
Source: the annotation of a GenBank genome assembly
AUGUCCAUAUACAGUCCAUCUAUCUAUCUAUCUAUCUAUCUAUCUAUCUAUCACAACCUGUCCCUAUCUAUCUAUCUAUCUAUCACAACCUGUCCGUAUCUAUCUAUUUAUCUAUCUAUCUAUCUAUUUAGCACAGCCUAUAUCUAUCUAUCCUAUAUCUAUCUAUCUAAGCCUCUAUCUAACUAUCUAUCUAUCUAUCACAACCUGUCCCUAUCUAUCUAUCUAUCUAUCUAUUUAACUAUCUAUCUAUCUAUCUAUCUAUCUAUUUAUCUAUCUAUCUAUCUAUUUAGCACAGCCUAUAUCUAUCUAUCUAUCUAUUAUCUCCAGCGCUCCUCAAUAAUACCUGCACUCACAGCCCUGACAUCACGUUCCGGCACCUUCAGCGUUUGUUCACGGUCCCUGCACCACUGUGAGAGACCAUUCGUUCCGGGACUUUACGCGCUCAUCCAUGUCCUAAAUAUCUUCUGCAUACAACCAACCGUUUGUGGCAUUUACUACAUAUACUGGUCGCAAUACCAACAUUCUCCGGAGUUCUUCGGCAUCUUAUUCCAAAAACAAUCGUGCUGGUCGUAUACCAAUCCUCUCCCGAGCAUAUUGGCAUUUUCUACGAUCAACGAUUGUCAUUGGUGGACAUAUUUCUUUCCUGCGCAUACAGCUUACCUUUCCUCGAAAAGUCGACUCUUCCAGAUUUUUCCCGCUCGUUCUGCUGUCAAGUUUACCUUCUUCGAAUAUAUACUGUUCAAAACUUCUUCUGCAUAUUUCCAUUGA